Perca flavescens (yellow perch) is the source of this 2508-nucleotide messenger RNA. Its product is annotated as cell death-inducing p53-target protein 1. NCBI's taxonomy places the organism in Eukaryota, Metazoa, Chordata, Actinopteri, Perciformes, Percidae. Gene Ontology annotation, molecular function: zinc ion binding. Gene Ontology annotation, cellular component: nucleus; cytoplasmic side of lysosomal membrane; cytoplasmic side of late endosome membrane. Bases 1392 to 2363 code for a protein of 323 amino acids. The transcript has 5 exons. The record is from RefSeq and is a predicted model, not a curated record.
UCAUCCUGCCAUUGCCUUGUGGGUAAAAGGUUCUUGAACCAAUCAGAGGAGAUAUCAAUUAGUACCUCUCCAUCGCACCUGGUAGACCUCCAGAUUAACUGCUGCUGGCUGCAAACACCAAAACACAUGCAGAUUCAGAUUCUCGCUUUCUUUUUCUGUGGCACAUCAUCAAAUUGUUAAAUGGAAUCAUUAAAAGUACAUGUGCAGUUACCUUCACCUCCACCGUACUUCUUACAAGAUGAAAGUCAAACUGGGCAAGAUGGGAGGAUCUACCAUAUUUACCCACCUUUCAGCCCUCCACCACCCCUUCAAUUCUCCUUUUCUCCUGGAGUUGGCUCCACCCAAACACACUUGCCUCUAACAGUGUCUGCUCUCCCUCAAGCUACUCCAAAGCUGAAUUUUGUGAGCUAUGAAACGGAGCUGUAUCGCUGUCCAGCUUGGACAACAUGCCCCUCUUGUCAGACUCGGGUCACCACGCAGGUCACCUACAAAGUUGGGAGGCAGGCGUGGCUCAUUUGUCUUGUGUUUGUGUUAUGCGGGUUGGUGCUUGGAUGCUGCCUGAUUCCAUUUUUUGUGAACUAUUUUAAGGAUGCCUAUCACACAUGUCCCCGCUGUCGACGGGUCCUCCAUAUACAAAGGAGGACAUGCUGUGAAUGAACACGAACAAGAUUAACUACCAGCAGGCUAAUGUGAUGGCUAAUAAGUUUUUUCAUCUUAACAGGAGUUCAAUUGCAGUAAAAUGUAUGUAUACCUGUCUGAAAGGCAUUCAGGAUAACUUAAAAUAUAUAGAUUUAUAAGUUUAAAUGUUUAAAAUACAAGGAUAAGACAUGUUGGUUCCUGUUAUGUUAUGACUCUAGAGAUUUGUAACUAUUUUAAUCUUGUUUUGUAACAAAAUUCUAUCAAAUAAAUGUUUUCUCUGGAAGUUUUUUUUUUUUUUUCAUGUUUUCUAUUGUAUAACAGAAAGCACACAACAGAUGAAAAUGCUAAACUUUUGCUCCAAAUAAAAAAUACUACAAAAAAAGAAGAAGAAGAAAAGAAAGAAAACUUUAAGAUUCACUUCUUAGCUUUUUCCAUAUGCUGAUAAAGACCAGGAGAUGCAGGUCAAUGCUGUGGGUUGUGGGAAACGCUAAUUUUACAGUCGCCACUGCAGUGCUCAGUACACAGAUUCCCACUUCUACUCUCAAUGCAUCCUGUGUUGAUUAAGCCUGCAUGUGUACUUGCACGGAGUGUAGUAAACGUAACCUCACUGACUUGACACCAGAGGAUUAGAAGUGUGGGUUUAUUUUUAAACCUUUGAGCCUCAGAGUAAUGAGCAUUUGAGAUGCAGCAAACCCUAGGGUAGAUGAGCACUGGUGGAUCCCAGCAGCAACACGCUGACUGCUGAUUCCUGCAUGGCCGAGGAUGCAUCAGAGGAUCUCGCCUCCCCCAGUCAAUCAGUUUCCUCAUUAGUGGCCUCUUCUUUUUUCUUUCAGCACUUUAACAGCAAAACUGAACUCCUCACCUAUUUGAUCCUGUGUGUUGCCAAAAUGCCAUUCAUUCCAUCUGCUGUGUCCAUUUCACGCUCUGUGUCAGGACUGACCGGGAAGGAGAGACCUAUCCACAACACUUCAUCUACAACUACUUUGACCAAGGUCCCAAAAGAAGAUAAAGCCAGCAGCUCCGUGAAGGAGCGACUGGCUUCGAACCUCAAGCAGCUGGGGAAGAAGAGCCAACCCAGGAGUCAUCUGCCAACCGCCAAAGGAGUGUCAGGGACAGAGCUGCUUGCAAAGAGAAGGGAGAGAUUGCUGCCUUCAUCACAAACAGUCAGCUUCUUAGCAUCCAACACGGGCGUGUCCCUGUCUAAGACGCAGCAGAACAAACAUGUGAGCCAGAGCUCUGUGAAGACUGAGCCAGAGAUGAAGACGAGGGCCAGGCAUCACAAGGAGGGCCGUUUCACACUGACUCUCACACCUGAAGCUGUCCUGCUGCUGCAGCGGAGGAACAAUGAGAGAAAUCAACAUUCAGCGUCCAGAAAUGCCGGAAGUGGAGGAGGCCUUUCUGGAAGCGCCUCAGAUUCCAGAAGCAGGAGGGAAAACGUCUCUAAAAGGCAUCAACCAGCAACACAGAGACACAGCACUCCAAACAGCAGAGUCACUGCUAAAAAAAACAGUGAUGCUGAACUGGGAGACAUAAGCUCAAUUGUGAAAAUCUCACUUCUGAAUGAGCAACAUAAGUAUGAUGAUGUGGAGUAUGAGGAAGAGGACCAUGGUGUGGAUGAGUGCGUAGUGCUGAAAUGUACAGAGUGGCUCCGUGGGUUGGAAAACACACCGGUAACAGUGGGACGCAGCCUGACUAAGAGUGCAAUUGGUGUGAAAAGUUUCUAAAGAUAAAAUGAGAAGUGUUGCUUAAAUGAGGUGUCAUUUUCCAACCUGAGAAUGAAUUGCAGUUUUGGUUUGUGUUGGCUAGUUGCUAUUUGAAGAUGUGCUUGUGUUCUGUAUCCCCUGAUCCCUGCUCCAUGUUUCUCUUUUA